CCCUUUCACAUACACACCGUACCGCUCGAGCAUUGGCAGGUGUUCUUCCUCCUUCACAACACUCCCGUCUCGAGAGCCAUCGGCCCCUCCCUUCGUUGAUUUCUCUCGUCGGCUGUUCAUCGCCCUCACACCAGUCAAGCCUCUCACUCACACUCAAUCGUUCCGACGACGGCAUCGACGACAAGCUAUCGUUGGCACAAUGGCCCUCCUCAAGCUCCCGCAGGAUGUCUUCGAGUCCGUGGCGGACCACCUUGAACACCGAGACUACGUCGCGCUGACCAAGACAAACCGCCACCUGCACCAGGUCUUCAACCGACGCCUGUACUGGGAGAGCGACCGCCAGCUGCGCGACGCCGCCCUCGCCGUCGCCGACGUCCACGACCCCUCCGGCGACAUGCCCGUCUCGCGCGAGUACGCAAAGGCCCAGGACCGCCACCCCUUGAGCUGGGCUGCGGCCCGCGGACGCAAGUGCACCUUUCUGGCCGCCUUCUCUGCGGGCAUCGACGUCUGCCGCGCGGGCUUCCUCCAGCGCGCCGCCGCCCACGGGCAGAAUGGCAUCGUCAAGUUCCUCCUCCGCGCACGGCCCUCGCUCGUCGACGAACAGUCCGACUUCUUCUCGCACCCGACCUACCACGGGCUCAGCACGGCGCUUCACGCCGCCGUCGUUCGCAACCACCCCGACGUCGUCGAGACACUCCUCAAGAGGAACGCCGACCCCAACGCCGUUGCCGAGGACUCGUGCUUCCUCGACACGCCCCUGCACCGCGCCGUCGCGCACGGCGGCCAGAUCGUCAUCGUCCGCAUGCUGCUGACCUACGGCGCGAGCGUCUCUGCCGUCAACGUGGCGUGGCGCACGCCCCUACACCGAGCGGCAGCCAACUGCGAGCUCGACAUCGCGCUGCUUCUGGUCGAUGAGGGGGCUCGCAUCGACGUGACCGACCGACAGGGCAGCACGCCGCUCAACGAGGCGCUUCUGUACGACUCGGAGGACUUCAUCGCCGCCCUCAUCGACCGAGGCAUCCCACUCUCGACGGCUUGCCCCCCGCUCGUGGACGCGCUCCUCCGCAGCAGCGUGCGCUCGGCGCAGGUUAUCAUGCAGCGCUUCCCCGCCGGCCCGCUCGACCACCAGCUGCACCUAGGCCACAAGGUACAUGCCCUCCUCCUCGCCGCGUCGUGCCUGUGCUACUCACCCCGAUGCUACGAGGCCAUCGCCUCGGUGGUCAUCGCCAUCCUCAACCGUGGCGUCCAUGUUGACCUCAGAGACACGCAGGGACGAACCCCCCUUCACCACGCCGUGCUGCAGAGCAACGGUCCCCUGGCCCGCCUGCUCAUCAGCAGGGGCGCCAACCUGCUGGCCACUGACAUGCUCAAGGUGACGCCGUUUGCGCUGGCGCUCAAGAGAUUCCGAGAAAAGGGACGAAGACUAGAAGUCACCACCACCAUCGGGGACAUAAUCAAUUGUCUCGAUUCCUGAGUUCCUACGCGUCGACGACGCCGGGGAGGAUGCCAGAACCAGAAAGAAUAAGCCAACCCCCCCAAGGAAUAAGAAUUGUCAAAGGCCUCCUCUAACCACUGCCCGCAGGCUGUGGAGCAGAGCUUGGAACGAUGAAGCAAGCUGCCGAUGUGAGAGCCUCGGAAAACUUGCUGCGUUUUUCUUUCUUGGGACCAAGGGCGAGGUGGGAGCAGGCCUGUCGAGACGGGCCAGGUAUGAUUGGGAGUUUGAGCGGCUUUUGGCUGGUCACGGGACACGUCGCAGACGCUGGGUGAGCAGCUCUGUAACAAGUGCCAAGAUUGGGAGGGGAUGAAGGCGGUCUUACGCCAGCCUUCGACAGCAGAUCAAGUCACCUUGUCACCUUUAGCCACUGCCACAAACUAGCUUUGUAGAUAG
This is a messenger RNA of Purpureocillium takamizusanense, 1888 nucleotides long. RefSeq lists its product as uncharacterized. The transcript is spliced from 3 exons. The coding region runs from base 200 to 1474 and encodes 424 amino acids. The record is from RefSeq and is a predicted model, not a curated record. NCBI's taxonomy places the organism in Eukaryota, Fungi, Ascomycota, Sordariomycetes, Hypocreales, Ophiocordycipitaceae. Gene Ontology annotation, molecular function: protein binding.